GUUUGAUUUAUUCCUCCACCAAAGACUGGUGUGAUGAUCCUUAUACUUUCCCCUGCUGCAGUUCAUUCUGGACCUAUGUGAGCAGCAAAGUUGUGUAGGACUGGAAAGGUUUGGCUGAAUGGACUUUAGCGUCAAAAGAAGUUCUCCUCUGUUAACGCGAAAAAUUAACCACAUCAAAAUGAAACAGGUACCAGAGAUCCUUGGAAAUGCCAAUGCGAAAACACAGAAUUGUGAAGUGAAUCGUGAGUGUUCUGUCUACUUAGGCAAAGCACAGCUUUCUGCCACUCUACAGGAGGGUGUCAUGCAAAAAUAUAAUGGCCACGAUGGUCUUCCGUUUAUUCCAGCUGAUAAAUUGAAAGAUCUAACUUCUCGUGUGUUUAAUGGCGAGUCUGGGGCACAAGAUACUAAGCUGCGCUUCGAGCCCCAGGAAAUAAAAGGAGUUGGAACACCACCUAACACUACUCCUAUCAAGAAUGGCUCUCCGGAGAUAAAGCUGAAAAUCACUAAAACCUACAUGAACGGAAAGCCUCUCUUUGAAUCUUCCAUUUGUGGAGACAGUGGAGCAGCUGUGUCCCAGUCAGAGGAAAAUGAACAAAAAACAGCAAACAAGGAGAGAAGAAACAGAAAAAGAAGCAUAAAAUACGACUCCUUACUUGAGCAGGGUCUUGUUGAAUCAGCGUUAGUGUCAAAGACUUCAAGCCCCUCUGAAAAGAAGGUAUACACCAGGCAACGGAAUCCUGUGUAUCUGAUGCCUUUUAAGCAGACUCCUGCUAAGAAAGAUUCUUCUGCAACUACUGUAAAAGAAGACAAAGUUCAUGUGUUGAAGUACAAUGUAGGGGAUCUGGUGUGGUCUAAAGUGUCUGGUUAUCCUUGGUGGCCGUGCAUGGUUUCAGCUGAUCCUCUUCUUCAUUCCUACACUAAACUAAAAGGACAGAAAAAGAGUUUUCGUCAGUAUCAUGUACAGUUUUUUGGUGAUGCUCCAGAACGAGCUUGGAUAUUUGAGAAGAGCCUUGUGUCAUUUAAAGGAGAAGAACAGUUUGAACAAUUAUGCCAGGAAAGUGCAAAACAAGCCCUCACUAAAGCUGAGAAAAUAAAGAUGUUAAAGCCUGUUUCUGGAAAACUGCGGCCUCAGUGGGAGAUGGGCAUUAAGCAAGCCAGCGAAGCACUAGGCAUGGCAGUGGAAGAACGGAAAGCCAAGUUCACUUUUAUCUACAUUAGGGACAGACCUCAUCUUAAUCCUCGAGUGGCAAAGGAGGCUGGUAUUGCUGUGGAACCAUUAGAGGAAAUAGAUGAGUCCUCUUACUCGAACCAAGAAACCACUCAAAGUCUGAAAUUGAUGAAGGAAUCUGGCAUUCCUAGCAAGAGGAGGAGGAGGACAUCAAAACUGCCUUCAACUGAUACAAAAGAAAGUGAUCAGUUAGGGACUAAGACUACUACCCUACAAAAGGCAUAUGAACAAGGAGAAACCAAAAGAGGGACAGGUUCUCCCAUCAAUAGAAAGAAAGCUGCAGCAUCUACUCCACGAAGCAGAAAGGGUGAUGCGGUAUCUCAGUUUUUGGUCUUUUGUCAGAAGCACAGAGAUGAGGUGGUUGCUGAACAUCCAGAUGCUUCAAGUGAGGAGAUUGAAGAACUGCUUGAAUCGCAGUGGAACAUGCUUAGUGAAAAACAGAAAGCUCGCUAUAACACAAAGUUUGCCAUAGUGACCUCUCCCAAAUCUGAAGAAGACUCUGGUUCAUCAUUGAAGAAUAUUGGAGAGGCCAAACGUAAAGUGUUUCAAGACUCACCUAAAAGGAGAUCAAGAUCCAGAAGUAACUUACAUGGAAAUAAAAGAAACCAAAAAAAGAGGACAAAGGAACCUUCAGAAGAUUUUGAAGUUCAGGAAGCACCUAGGAAAAGACUCAGGAUGGAUAAACAGAAUAAUCGGAAGAGGGAGACAAGCAAUGACAAAACAGCAAAAACAAAGGUCACAGAAACCUUCUCUUCACAAAAGAACCAGUCAGCAACGAAAAAUCUGUCUGAUGCAUGUAAACCACUGAAGAAGCGAAAUCGGGCUUCAGCAGCAGAAUCUUCAACUCUUGCUUUUAGCAAGAGUUCAUCUCCUUCAGCUUCCUUAACUGAAAAUGAGAUCUCGGAUGGUCAAGGAGAUGAGCGAUCAGAGUCACCCUAUGAAAGUGCAGAUGAGACUCAGACAGAAGCUUCUAUAUCAUCCAAAAAAUCUGAGAGAGGAGCAGCAGCAAAAAAAGAAUAUGUGUGUCAGCUGUGUGAAAAACCUGGUGAUCUCCUGCUAUGUGAAGGCCUAUGCUUUGGAGCUUUUCAUGUAAGCUGCCUUGGGCUCCCUGGAAGACCAGCAGGAAAAUUCAUUUGUCGUGAAUGUACAUCAGGUGUCCAUACUUGUUUUGUGUGUAAGGAGAGAAAGGCAGAAGUGAAACGCUGUAUUGUAUCCCAGUGUGGUAAAUUCUACCAUGAAGCUUGUGUGAGAAAAUUUCAUCUUACUGUGUUUGAGAACAGAGGUUUUCGAUGUCCUCUCCAUAGCUGUGUGAGCUGCCAUGUUACUAACCCCUCAAAUCCAAGAAUAUCAAAAGGCAAAAUGAUGCGGUGUAUUCGUUGUCCUGUGGCUUACCAUGCUGGAGAUGUCUGCAUUGCUGCAGGGUGUGCAGUGAUCACUUCCAAUAGCAUUGUUUGUACCAAUCAUUUCACUGCUAUGAAAGGAAAAAGUCAUCAUGCACACGUCAAUGUGAGCUGGUGCUUUGUGUGCUCAAAAGGAGGAAGUCUGUUGUGCUGUGAGUCAUGUCCUGCAGCAUUUCACCCAGACUGUUUAAAUAUUGAAAUGCCAGAUGGUAGCUGGUAUUGCAAUGACUGUAGGGCAGGAAAGAAACUCCGCUUCCAGGAUAUCAUUUGGGUCAAACUGGGAAAUUACAGAUGGUGGCCUGCAGAAGUUUGCCAUCCAAAAAAUGUUCCUCCAAAUAUCCAGAAAAUGAAGCAUGAAAUUGGAGAAUUUCCGGUGUUUUUCUUUGGUUCUAAAGAUUAUUACUGGACACAUCAAGCUCGUGUGUUUCCAUAUAUGGAAGGAGACAGAGGAAGUAGAUACCAAGGAAUUAAAGGAAUUGGAAAAGUCUUCAAAACUGCCUUGCAAGAAGCGGAAGCUCGAUUUCGAGAAAUAAAACUUCAGCGAGAAGCCAAAGAAACCCAAGAGAAUGAACGUAAACCUCCACCAUACAAACACAUAAAGGUGAACAAACCUUGUGGUAAAGUUCAGAUUUAUACUGCUGACAUUUCUGAGAUUCCCAAGUGCAACUGCAAACCUUCUGAUGAGAACCCUUGUGGUUUUGAUUCUGAGUGUCUAAACCGGAUGCUAAUGUAUGAAUGUCAUCCACAAGUUUGUCCAGCUGGAGAACGCUGCCAAAAUCAGUGCUUUACCAAACGCCAAUACCCUGAGACAAAGAUCAUCAAAACUGAUGGCAAAGGGUGGGGUCUGGUUGCUAAGAGGGACAUAAAAAAGGGAGAAUUUGUGAAUGAAUAUGUUGGUGAACUAAUUGAUGAAGAGGAAUGUAGGGCAAGAAUCAAACAUGCACAUGAAAAUGAUAUCACUCACUUCUAUAUGCUCACUAUUGAUAAGGACCGUAUUAUUGAUGCUGGCCCCAAAGGAAACUAUUCUCGUUUUAUGAAUCACAGCUGCCAACCAAAUUGUGAGACUCUCAAAUGGACAGUGAAUGGAGAUACCCGUGUAGGCCUGUUUGCUGUGUGUGAUAUCCCUGCAGGAACAGAGCUGACUUUUAACUACAACCUUGACUGUCUUGGCAAUGAAAAAACUGUCUGUAAAUGUGGCGCCCCAAACUGUAGUGGAUUUCUUGGGGAUAGACCAAAGAAUUCUUCCGCUAAUUCUUCAGAGGAAAAAGGCAAAAAGACCAAAAAAAGAACUCGGAGACGUAAAACAAAAAAUGAGGGAAAGAAAGAGUCUGAAGAUGAGUGUUUCCGUUGUGGGGAUGGAGGUCAACUUGUAUUGUGUGACAGGAAAUCUUGUACUAAGGCAUACCAUCUCUCCUGUCUUGACUUGGUGAAACGUCCUUUUGGAAAAUGGGAGUGUCCUUGGCACCACUGUGAUGUUUGUGGCAAGCCUUCUGUUUCUUUUUGCCACUUCUGCCCAAAUUCUUUCUGCAAGGAACACGAAGAUGGGACAGUACUAAAUUCUACAUUAGAUGGACAGUUAUGCUGCUCUGAACAUGUUCUUGGGGUAGAUUCUGUUGAAAAUCAGAAGACUGAGAAACCCCCAAAAAAAUUGACCAAGUUGAAGCCUAAAAAAAAGCGAAGGAACAGAUGGAUGAGAGCUGAAUGCAAAUAAUAAUGAACUGCAGUUACUACUGCCAACACUAUCUUGUAGAUAAGUUGUGUAUAGGGCCAGAGAAGGACACAAUUUUACAUAUAUCCUGUAAGGUUACACUUGGAUAAAAAAGCAUUUUUAAUCCACUGAGCCAACCACAGCAGUCUUCUGCUGCAUCUGCACUGAUAAAGAACUGUGGCAUACACAGUUCAGAAUUUUUUCAGGACAAACCAAACAUAUUACUCAGCAUUACAGUUACACUUGAAUUUUACGAAUGUAAAGGGUUCCCUCCAAUGUUUUUCCAUUUGGGGGUAAAUUAAAAUCAAACCAUGUAGGCAUAUAAAUGUAGUUUCUUGAGAUAGUAUUUGCCAGCCAGCAGUUGUUUAAAAUAGUGUAUCCUUGAAAGAUGUUGUUAGUUCUCAAGUUCUUUUAAAUAAGAAAUUGUGUGGUGUAUGCAGUCCCAAUGAGAGCUGUUUGCCUUGUAUUCAUUGUGGAGGAAGUGCUCAAGUGGCAUGCCCUAUCCAGGUGCAUUUCUCAUUAUAACCACAGACUUUAUAAUUUGUUCUUGCUCUUACAGAAUGGCUAAUUGUUCUUAAAUAAAAAUUGUUGUAAACAUCCUUCCACCAAGAAAUAAGGUGCAUGGUGGAAAGAAGCACACUGUGUAUUAGCAAGGGGAAUCUUGCAAGAAUUUUUUUCUAUGCUUUUUUUGUCCUGAAUUUAAUUACAGAUGAAUAGAAAUAUACAUGAUUUUGAAGUGCUAUACAAAUCCAGAUUUAGUGAUGAUAUGUUGCAAUUGAGGCACAAUAUUUAGGAUUUUUGUGUUUUUAAUUAAAAAAAAAAUUCUCAAAUUCAAUGAAUAAUUUUUUGUUCAGAAGCAAGCAUUUUUCCAGUUUGCAAUCCAAACAUUGCACCAUAGUAGUGCAAGAACUAAAAUAUGAAACUGAAUAAUCUAUUACAUUUUUUCAUUUAAAAUCUAGUUUGUUUAAAUAUUUCUUCCUAACACACAUGACAUAAUUAAAGAUAAAAUUUAACUUGGUUAUGUCCUUUUUUCAACAGCUUUUAUGAAAAGGACUAUUUGACUCAGGGCAGACUACUUGAAGUAAUUCCUUACUGAUGUAGGAGUUUACCACCUGGCUUUUUAUGACCACUCCAUUAUUUCAGCGAAGCUAUCUCAAUUUUUUUAUUCCCAUAAGAUUUUCAAAUUUACAAUAUACAUACAUACACAUAUUAGUUAGGCUAACAGGUAAAAUGGUAUAGAAAAAUAGCUAAAUUUUAUCUUCUAUUUUAUGCCGUUUUUGUGUAAUUGUGAUUGGUCAGGCAAUGUUACAAACAAGUUUUGACUUUUACAGUCAUAACUCAGCCCACAUAAAUGCAAUGCACACUCUUAUGCCCAUUUAAUAAUUUGUAUAUGGUCUAGCUUAGUUUGCCUUUAAUAGUGCGGAACCUCUGUGUGGCUCUUUUUUUUUUUUAAUGAAGCAUAGCUUUAUCAUAAAAAUGUAAUAUUUUUUCAAAAGAUUUUUUUCAGGGCUUGAUUGCAGAUCUAGCUUUAAUUAUUGAAAUCUACAGCUGUUCCCCAUAUGAAAAUUUGUGUGUGUCAUUUUAUUAGAAAUUUUUAAUUUAAACAGUUCUAAAAUGUACCUUUACACCAUGGUGAAAUUUGAAAUAUUUUUAUUUUGUAAUUGAGCAUCUGCUUUGUGGUUUUGGAUUGAAAUUUAUAAACACUGUUGGAAGGUUAAUUCUUCCUUUUUCAACUAAUCCUUUGCUUGAAGUAACACAGUUCAGUGUAGGAAAAAGUGUUACAUUAGUGGUUGAGAUUUUUACUUCACUUUUAGCAAAUCAUUAUACAAAGUCUUGAACAUGAUGUAAAAAUUGAAAGUUUCUCAAAUGUGUUUACGGGGAAUGUUCUUUCUUCUGAGGUCCUUUAUUAUACUGCCAAGGCUAAAGCAUAGACAGGUACCUAAAAUGAAAACCAAAAAGGUAUGCUGUAUAUCCUUUUAGGAUGGGGGAGGGAGGUUAGAUGCCCUUUGAAGGGAAGGGAUGAGAAAAAGACAAUUUUUUUGAUGACUUUCAAGCAAAAUGAAGGAAUUUGGUGUAAUAAGAAUGAGUAUUUCAAUAUUUGUUUCUUUGGAUAAAAUAACCUCUGAGGAAAGCGUCAUACAAAUACUUUUUAAAUAAGUUAUUAUAAAACUUACCUUGAAUUCUAGUGCUUUAAAUUUUUUAUGUUGUUCAUUGGCUAGUUACUUUGAGUCACCUCAUUGUUGUACUAGUUCUAGUGUGUUGGAAUAGGUGUUCUGUUUUUUUUUUGUGGGCAGAUGUCCUUAUCACAGAAACUACCAUCGGCACUGGUAUUAAUUGACACCAUUGCAAAGACCAAAAACUGAAUGAUUAUGGACUCUGCCAAUUUAUCUUCUUGGUCAGUUUCUGAAGCACAGUUGUGCAGCAGUGUGCACUACUGCCAUUCAUGCUGCGCUUGUCUGUGGAUAAAUAAAGUUUUCAGUCUCCAUGGCUGUCACUUCCAACACUUUUUUUCAUAAUUUAGAGAGUGAUUUCCUGUUGUCUGUGGUUUACUCUUUCUACUUCCCAAUCGUAAACUAUUUGAGCCAAUAGUUACUUGCAUCCCUGAGAAUAAUAAACUCUAGGGCUUGUGCCUGUAGAUGUUUACUUUGUUAGUUAAAUUAAUUAAUUUAUUGAAAAGCCUAUUCCUUCUAUUCAUUACUUUUGAAAAUAUCUAUUGCAGAUCUGAGUCAAAUUCUCCCCUGAUUCACAUCUCCUGCAACCACAUAGAACUCAGUAGGGUUGCUUUAAAUAUUGCUCAGCAUAUAAUUUAGUCUGUGAUUCAGGAAGAUAUUUUAAAGGGCUUUUUUCAUUAAUACUUUUUACACCUUAUAUCUUAAACAGUCUUGUGUAAAAGGAACACAUUAAUCUUUAGUGGUCAAAAUCUACAAAUAUUGGACAUACAAUUGUAAAGGCAUCUAAUCCCAAUUGAAACAUACACAUCGUGAAAUUAUGUCAAAAUGUUUACAUUUCAUCUCAGCCAUUAAAGUAUAAGAGCUGAUUUUCAGUAAAUUCUGCUACACUAAGUUAGUACAUAAUAGGCAAAAUAAAAUGUGCUGUUGCCUCCUGAUGAAAUCAGAGACACUUUAGAAGUAUGGUUUCAGUUGAAACAUCAGAAGUAUUUUUAUAUUAUCUGGAAAAUAUAAUUAAUUAAACGGAAUUGCUGGUUUGUUCAAUAGUUUGUAUUCAUGGUAAGUUUUCAAGGGGGUAUUUUAAAUAUUUAAAAUACUGGAAUUACUUUGGGGAAGUAUUAAUGGAGAUGUUCUAUAUUGCGGAGUCAUUAUUCCUUGACAGGCCUUUGAGAAAUUUCAGUGUCUUUUCACAUAUUAAAGUUCUUUCCCGGUUAUCUUA
Pelodiscus sinensis (Chinese soft-shelled turtle) is the source of this 7723-nucleotide messenger RNA. The record is from RefSeq and is a predicted model, not a curated record. Lineage: Eukaryota; Metazoa; Chordata; Testudines; Trionychidae.